GCUUAGAUGCUCCUGAAAAAGAGGGAUGUUCUGUGGUCGCAACCUAUCCAGAGAACAUCCUAACCUAAGUCUUGUUCCAUGAUCCUAACCUGUUUUUCUCUGGUUAUUUAUGUGUGUUGGUUUGAAAUCCAUGUGUUUCAAAUAAUGCAAAGUCCUGUUUGGUAGUGAAGCGACAGUCAUGGCACCCAGCAGCAAAAUCUUCUUGCCCUCUCGCAGCUUGGGCUAUGUGAGCAAUCACUUACCAUUGCGAGUGAGAUACAUAAAAGCCCGAAAAGAACAUCUUAUAGUCACUUGUGUGGGCAAAUCUUUUCAUACUUAUGGAAUUACGCACUUCGGGCUGCUUAGCGUGAGUGGUUUACAUUCGAAAGACAUUACCUGUAUGACUACAGACGCGUUCCAUGUUUAUACGGCAUCUGGAAACACCAUUUAUGCUUGGAGGCGAGGCACUGAACUUAAACACACUUAUAGAGGCCAUGAGCAUCCCAUUGUCUUGAUGCUCGCAUUUGGUGUGCAUCUAAUCUCCAUAGACGAGAGCAGCCACUUGAAGGUCUGGGACAUAAAGGGCGAGUCCCUCUUUCUAGAACUAACGUUUGAUAGAAACGUUUUUCCUGUUAGCGUUCUGAUGCAUCCCAGCACGUACUUGAACAAGAUACUGCUGGGCAGUGCAAAGGGCACAAUGCAGCUGUGGAACCUGAAUCAAGCUAAACUGAUUUACAGCUUUGAAGGCUGGGAUGCGGGAAUCAGUUGUAUAGAGCAAGCGCCUGCAUUAGACGUAGUGGGAGUAGGGCUUGUGAAUGGCAGGAUUAUUAUUCACAAUUUGAAAUUUGAUGAAACCAUAAUGGAGUUCCAACAGGAUUGGGGCAUGGUAACCAGCCUUUCGUUUAGAUCUGAUGGGCAUCCCAUCAUGGCAUCCGGAGGCAUUUCUGGUCAUAUAGUGUUUUGGGAUUUGGAGGCGAGAAGGGUGAGCAGCCAGCUUCCCUCUGCUCAUGAUGGUGCAGUGAGUGGCAUGGUGUGUUUGCCCAAUGAGCCGCUAAUGUUGACCUCCUCACCUGAUAACACGCUGAAGCUGUGGAUUUUCGACAUGACCGAUGGUGGCGCUAGACUGUUGAGAAUACGAGAAGGACAUUCUGCUUCCCCUAACCACAUUAGAUUUCAUGGUGCUAAUGGAAGCAACAUCCUGAGCGCGGCAAGUGAUUCGUCGUUGCGAAUCUUCAACACCCGAAGCGAACAGUUUAACAAAAGCCUGGGCAAAGCCUCGUAUAAUCGAAAAAGCAGCAAAAAGCGCAAGCGAGGAAUAGAGGAUCCUUUGAAAAUGCCCCCAAUAGUCAAAUUUACAUCUGAAACAACGCGCGAGAAAGAAUGGGACAACAUUGCCGCCCUUCAUUUAGGUUUACCGAUGGUUACCAGUUGGUCAUACGACAAGAAGAAAAUGGGCGAUCUGAAACUGCUCCCGGAAAGGUUUCACAAGAAGAACUUGAAGAACAUGUGGGAUGUAGAGGCCACUUGUUUAUGCCUGACGCAGUGCGGGAACUUUGUCAUUGUCGGCUACAAUACGGGACAUGUGGAUAGGUUCAACAUUCAAUCUGGCAUCUGGAGGGGCACAUACGGCGAUCCCAAAGCCCACGAGAGUUCUAUAAGAGGUGUCGCUACCGAUGGACUAAAUCAGGUCACCAUUACAGGAGGGAGUGACGGAUUGCUAAAGUUCUGGCGCUUCAAAACCAAAAAAGACGAAUUGCUGUCUCAGUUAAACGUAGAGGAGUCAGUGAGCUUUUUGCGCAGCCACAGCGAAAAUGCGAUGUUAGCAGUUGGUCUUGACGACUUCACGAUCUCAGUUGUAGACAUAGACACUCAGAGAGUGGUGAGGAAAUUCGCUGGCCAUACGGGGCAAUUGACGGACGCCACGUUUAGUCCAGAUUCUAGGUGGUUGAUCACGUCCUCAAUGGACUGCAGCAUCAGAACAUGGAACAUUCCAUCGGGGCUCUUGGUGGAUCAGUUUGCCACUGAAGCCGCUCCCAUCUCCAUUGAUAUGUCUCCUACCGGAGAAACGCUCGCCACUGCCCAUGUGGAUUAUCUGGGAAUUUUCCUGUGGUCCAACAAAACGCUCUUCCAAAAAAUUGCCCUAAAGGCAUUGUCACCCGAGGAGGAACCCCCGCUGAUUGAAUUCCCCGAGAUCCAGACGGAGUACAAAGAGGAAUGCCUGGACGUUCCAGAAACCGAUGACACCGAGUUCAUAUCCCCAGACCAGAUCAGCAAAGAUUUAAUAACCCUGUCUGGCCUGGCUUCAUCCAGGUGGCAGAAUCUGUUGAAUAUUGACUUGGUGAAGCAAAGAAACAAGCCAAAGGCGCCUCCCAAGGUUCCCAAAGCGGCGCCCUUCUUCCUCCCAACGGUUUCCACAUUAUCGACCUUUGAAUUCGACUUGAAAAACGCGCUGCCCACUGAAGAGGGCGAGAGCAAGAUGUUGUUCCCUCAGGACUUUACCAAUUUUUCGGCCUUCGGAAGGAAACUGGAUGCGACGAGAGGCUCCAACGAUUUCAGCGAAUGCAUGGCCCAUCUGAAGACUCUGGGCCCGUCCAUGGUGGAUUUCGAAAUCAAGUCGCUUGCUCCUGAAGGUGGAGGCUCUGUCGACUUGAUGCUGCAGUUUAUGAAGAUGAUCGCGGAGGUUUUAAAGUCAAACAGAGACUUUGAGUUGGCGGAGGCCUAUAUGAGCGUUUUGCUGAAGUCGCACGGGUCGUUCAUCGCCCAAACCGAAGUCCUCGGCAACUUUUUGCUUGAGCUGAAGAACAGACAUAUGGCCGCCUGGGUUCCGUUGCAAGAAGACCUAAUGUAUACUAUCUGUGUAUUGAAGCAUUGGACGAACGUGUGAUUAAAAGUAUAUUUUUGUCUA
Dendroctonus ponderosae (mountain pine beetle) is the source of this 2884-nucleotide messenger RNA. Its product is annotated as WD repeat-containing protein 36. Gene Ontology annotation, cellular component: Pwp2p-containing subcomplex of 90S preribosome; small-subunit processome. The record is from RefSeq and is a predicted model, not a curated record. The transcript is spliced from 11 exons. NCBI's taxonomy places the organism in Eukaryota, Metazoa, Arthropoda, Insecta, Coleoptera, Curculionidae. Gene Ontology annotation, biological process: rRNA processing. Bases 179 to 2863 code for a protein of 894 amino acids. Gene Ontology annotation, molecular function: protein binding.